UUUUACUUUCUAAAAGUUUAAAUGACACUCGCUUAAUUUCUGUAAAUGAAAUACCUCCUCAUAUAAUCGGUAAGAGAACGACUUUAAUCUUAACUUCAUGUUCAGACUUCUGGAAGAGCGGGGCAUUGUUAGUGUUCUGUUCCCAUGUUUAAGAUGGCUCAAGUCUUUGUGUACGGCACACUAAAGAGUGGUCAACCCAACAACUACAGGAUGCUUGAUGCUGCCAAUGGUAAAGCAAAGCUUCUUGCGCGAUCUCGCACCGUGGACUCAUACCCUCUAGUAAUCGCCACCCAAUACAACAUCCCCUUCUUGCUAAACGUCCCUGGGAAGGGUCACCGUGUCCAAGGGGAGAUCUAUAGUGUGGAUGAGAAGAUGCUGAACUUCUUGGACUGGCUUGAAGUUUGUCCACAACAAUACCAGCGGACACUGGUCAAACUGGAGGUGGAUGAAUGGGUCGGUGAAGGUGAAAACAAUCCAAAGGCUGGAAGUAUCGUUGAGGUGUUUGUGUACAGCACGACUACAUACAAACCAGAGUGGCUCCAGAACCCAACCUAUGAGAAUUACAAUUAUAAGGGUGACCAUGGACUGGAAUAUAUACGUCGUGAAGAUAGAAGCACCAAAUGAGAUUUUCUCAAGAUAUAGCACGACUCUGCUAGAAUGUAAAGUUACCACCUUUACUCCUAUAGUGGACCACUUAUCAACAAAUAUAAUUUAAAAUCAAUACAAUACAGGCUCCUAUCCACCACUUUAUUUUAAGAAAUGAAUGGUCUUUGAAAAAUUUGGUUACUUAAUUCAUAUUUAUGUUGCUUGACAAAAUCAACAUAGCUAUUCUACAAACUUUGUUUAAAGACCAACAUUUCCAACAAUAACUCCUAUUAAGAAUUUUUAAGCUACAUCCACCAAAUUUGGUACAGACCUUCAGACUGUUCUGAUAUAGUGUGUAAUGUCUUUUCUUACUGAUUGGACUUUUGGUUUUCGCACAGCAGGCAAUCAAAAUGUUACAAAUCCCAGAUUUCCAUUGAUGGAAUGUUUAAAUGGGCCAAUGGAAUGCACGUCAAUUCAAACUCCAACUGUCAAAAUGUUCAAAUGGGUCAAUGGAAUGUACGUUAAUCAACUGUCAAAAUGUUCAAAUGGGUCAAUGGAAUGCACGUUAAUUCAAACUCCAACUGUCAAAAAUUCAAAUGUAAACAAACCCACAAAAGUUCUUAACUCUGCUUUAAGUUGAACUAUCUAUUGAUGUGACGUAACUAGCUAGCUUUAUCUUACUGUAAUUUCGAUAAUCAUCAAACUUAAAACUUUUUAAACUGUUUGUGCAAUUCAAAUGACUGAUGUAUGUCAAUAACCUGUAAUAUGCUUCUUUCGUCUCAUUCCAAACCCAAUACAAUUAUGGUUAGGUUUACUAUUUUGGUUAGGGGUUAGAUUUCAUGGUUUGUGUUAAAAAUUGUUCAUCUGUCAAAAGCAUCCAUCAUCGUUGAUUAUUUGAAUGUUUUGUUACGUAACAAGAUAAUAAGAUUUCACCAUCUUGUACAUUGACUUCUCAUGCAGGGUGGCAACAGGUAAUAAUUAAAAUUUAAGACUUUAAGACUUUUUAAUACCACUUCUAAAUGAAAUUUAAGACCAAACUUACGAUGGAAAUACAAAUCAAAAGUGAAAAUAUACAGUAAUAUUUCCAAGUAAACACACUGUCUGUUCAAAAUGAACAGUAUGGUAAAAUGAUAAUAACCAAUUGAGUUUAAGAACAUUGACUAAAUGUGUGUAAUGCUGAAAGGAUAACACAACAAUGUCAUUUCUGUCCUAAAUUAUAUUUAUUAGUACAAUAUUUUCUAAAUAUUUAGGUCCAAUGAACAAAUACGUAUAAAAUAAGUAAAUAUAAAAAAAAAGUUCCUUCUGAACAAAAUAAAUAAAAUAACAAAUAAAUGACAAUUCCAGCUGCUUUUAAAAUGAAGACAUUUAAAUAAUAGAUCGUGUGUGUGUGACAGAGAGGGAGAAACUGUAAACUCAGAUAACCUGUAAAUGAAUAAAUAAAACGUUCUUCCUUAAAAUACAGGGGGCAUAAGUAUAGACACCCCUAUGUCAAAUUCAUUACAUAUUGGCAGGUUAACGCCAGACUCUACUACCAUUCUAAAACUCAAUUUGCCUGUUUUUAAUACAUUUUUCAUUUUAAUUUGUCUAAUUAACGUGUAGUGCCCUGUCCAUAGUGGUUAUUCACUUGACAAAUUAGUAAAGCUUAAAUUAUAUGAUACACAAAAUAUACAAGAGGUUAGUUAAUGAAUAUAGUUAUGGCAGACUUUGAAACGCUGAAGUAGAUCCUGGGCAGUUGCAUGGCCCAUGAACUGUGCUCCAUAGAACCUUGACUGGACGUGGUCAUUUAACCAAUAACGCACAUGCAAGUCCAUUUGUUUGCUUUUGGUUGUCUGGUUCAGUGUCUCGUCGAACAUAAUUACAAACGCACCGCAUUUUUGAACUUCGGUGAUGAGCUCUUUUUUAUAUAUAUGGCGCCAAUCCAAAUUUAGCCACGUAUCUGGUCUUGUCUUUUCCACAGGUAAAUGACUGUACAAGCCCGGAAUCUGGAAACAUUGCUUUGAACACUUCUUCAACCACGUCAUUAGACCUGUAUGAAUUGUGGCUUGUAACAGUCCUCAGCACCCAAAUCACCUCUGCUCGGAGUGUUGGCGUAGAGCCACAAAUUGCGCGGAGGUCAGCUGGCAUUGUUGGCUGUGGAUUUCCCAUCAUAACAUCCUGCGUUGUACCGUUAACAUCGUUGCUAGCGGUGGAAAUGUUGGAACAGAAGCUAGCAAUGGCGGGCUGCUGGCGUGUCUUUACAUAGUCUCUGUGUUUUUUGCGCUGUACGUGCGAUUCCACCGCUCUGAGCCCCAUUGUCCCAAGUUUGAAAGUCUUCCGACACAUAAUGCAGUUCGCUUCAUAAAUAUUUCCAGGCACCGACCUUAACCAAGAAUACUCUUCUUUUUCAAGCCAUUUGUAAUUGAAUUUACAUUUCCCCAUAUUUCUAAGUGACUAUCAACCAUUGCUAUAUUACCUGUGGCGAAAUUACGAAUCCCGCCACGCCAAGACCCGCCCACGAAGCAGCUCGAUUGGUUAAGGUUAGGUUAGCCGAUUGGUCAGGGGAUAGGUCAUGUGCAAAUGAGAUUACGUUACCUUGUAAAAAAUAUUCGACCCGGCUGGAAGAACGAUUGCCUGCAUCUUUGCGGUGACGUGACACAAGCAUAUUUAAGACCUAUCCAAUCUGAAUUUAAGACAAUUUAAUACUGUUUAAGGACCCGCGGCCACCCUGUCAUGAGACCGAUGUUGAUUUUAUUUCCAUGUAGCCUACAAGAA
This is a messenger RNA of Xyrauchen texanus (razorback sucker), 3336 nucleotides long. RefSeq names its product gamma-glutamylaminecyclotransferase B-like. The coding region runs from base 145 to 624 and encodes 159 amino acids. Gene Ontology annotation, molecular function: gamma-glutamylaminecyclotransferase activity. The transcript has 2 exons. The record is from RefSeq and is a predicted model, not a curated record. NCBI's taxonomy places the organism in Eukaryota, Metazoa, Chordata, Actinopteri, Cypriniformes, Catostomidae.